UAUGGGGCUGGGAGCCGCCAUGCUCUAUGAUGCGCGGCGGGGGCCGCAGCCGCAGAAGCACCGAGGAGGCCCAGCAGCUGCGCGGCCAGUCUGUGCUGAGUGGUUUCUGGAGCAGAGUCUUUCUCAUCACUCAGUCCAGGGAAGCCUGUCUCGUAGUUGGGAUUUGGGGUGCCAAUUCUGCCGCCUCCCGAUCUCCCAUGGCGCUGAAGGCAGAGGCUCCCUUGACGGACUACGCUGAGGUCUCCCGCUUCAGGGAGAAGGAGAAGAUGGCUGCUGAUUAUCGACUCCUGCGCCGCUCUUCAGGGAGGCAGGAGGCAGCCCUUGUAAACCCCAUGGACAAAGGACAAUACCCAUUUUCAGAAUCUGCUGGCCAGGAUGAGCUCGGGAUCUCCUGGAAGCAGGAAUACCUGGUUGCCGAGAACCCGGACGAUGGCCGGCUGGUGUGCAUGGUGUGCGGGGGCAUCUUGGCCACCUCCGGCCCCGCGGCGGCCCGUCAGCACAUCCUGCAGCAGCACGCCCACUCGCUGGACUUCACCCUGGAGGAGAAACGCAACAUCCUGGAGGGCUGGAGCGAAGGAGGCGUGCUGCCCGCCGUCGAUUCGCCCCCGGCAGCAGAGGGGUUGAACUUGGAAGCUGAGCGGCGACUUUCGGUUCGACAGAGGCCGCCCGCCAAGGAUUCGAGGGGCCAGGAGCCCAUGAAGGCUGCAGGAAAGGAGUGGCUGUCAGAAUGCGGACUUCCCAGUUCGGCUCCGGCUGAAAUCCGCAUUUUCACCGACGGCUCUUUCCCAGCUGGAUUCACCCUAAAGCUGUACUGCCGUUCUCAGCCAGAACCAUCGCAAGGCACGGGAGCUAAGGCAAACGCAAGGAAAAAAACAGUGGAUCGCAACUGCUCCGUCUCCCUGCUGCGGCUCCACUCCAGGGACGCUGGCGGUCACCUCCACCCAAGCCAGGACACCCUCUCUCCCCGUUGCCCGCUGGGCAGCUCCGCCGACAGCCGCCCCAAAGACUGUGGGGCAGUUCGGGGAGCGGCCAAACGGGGAGCCCCUGCUGGCAAGGAGGCCUCCACUGCCCUCGGGAAAGGCUUCAACCCCUCGUGGCGCGCUCGGUUCCUGGUGGACUUCGACGACGCCACCGGCCACCUGGUGUGCAUGGUUUGCGAGUACCCGUUGCGGCGCGUCUGCCUGGCCACCGUCAAGCAACACAUCCUCCAGUGCCACGCCGAGACGCUGCAGAUGCCCCGCGAAGUCCGGCGUACCAUCCGCGAAGUCUGGGAGAACCGGUGCCAGCCCUCCGCCCAGGCCCCGAGGAAGUGACGGGCUUCUCCAUCCCACUUGACUUUCUCGGGAAGCCGCAAGAGAAAGGGUUAAAAAGAGACCAAAUUCUGUUGGACCAGGCAGGCGCCAUGGGGCGGAGCUUGAGGGAAGGAGGCUCCACCCCUCCUCAGAAGCCCCGCCCCCAACACUAUCACUCCCCUCUCCCUCGCUGGAGAACUGAACAGAUUCUAACUCUGCCGCCAUUUUUCAACUCUUAAUUCUGCUUUUUUUUUUAUACGCACAACACACACAUAUAUAUAUAUUAUUUGUUUCUGUUUUCAGCUUUGUUUUCCCAUCCUAAGCAGAAGCAGUUCUGAUUUCUCUUUCAGGCCGCAGCCUUAUUUUUAUUUUUUCACACCGCCACGGAGAACGGAGUCAACGCUAAGUCAGCGAGUGGAGAGGGGAGAUUGUUGCCACUGCCUUCCCCUUAUUACAGGGUCUGUUUAUUGAAAAAGAAAAGAUAAAAGUAAAGGGAACUCAGGGGGAAAAUCUUUUUUUUUUUUCAGUUGCAGUCUGAUC
Thamnophis sirtalis is the source of this 1832-nucleotide messenger RNA. RefSeq names its product spindlin interactor and repressor of chromatin binding (gene SPINDOC). Gene Ontology annotation, biological process: negative regulation of DNA-templated transcription. The record is from RefSeq and is a predicted model, not a curated record. NCBI's taxonomy places the organism in Eukaryota, Metazoa, Chordata, Lepidosauria, Squamata, Natricidae.